Messenger RNA from Maudiozyma saulgeensis, 2847 nucleotides. NCBI's taxonomy places the organism in Eukaryota, Fungi, Ascomycota, Saccharomycetes, Saccharomycetales, Saccharomycetaceae. The record is from the annotation of a GenBank genome assembly.
AUGUCACAGGACCAACUGCACCAGCAGAUGUCCAAUCUGUCGUUGGAUCAACAACCUCAACAACCAACAAAGACUUCCAGAAGACAUAAAAGACCUACGAGGGCAUACCAUGACGUAAAUUCCGGCAGCUUUAGCAAUGGAUUGCAAGCACAAGGUAAUGAACAACAAUUUGUUAAUCAAUUUCAGCCUAACAUGAACACGAGUACACCCCAAUUUAACAACGUUGCUCAAUUUGGUGGUGCCGGGCCUUUGCAAGAUCAAACCUUUAGUCCACAACAAGUAAAUCCUUCGAUGUCCGUUACUGGCAUCCAAAAUGGAAAUAUGCAAAACCAUAUGGCAGGAGGGAAUCAAUUUGAAGCCAACGCCAUGCCCGCCAAUGCAGGUGAUGCAGUAGGAACAUCAUCUCAUUAUGUUCCUACUCAGAGAUGGGAAGAUCAAAUAAAUUAUUUAACCAAAACUUUCCAAACAAUGAAUGAUUCAGUACCACCUUUACCAACCACUAGUUUUUAUAGUGUUGAUCAGGGAUCAUGUAACCCCAAAACAAUGAGUUUAUCAAUGUUAAAUAUCCCCGAAAAUGAACAAUUGAGACACGCAACAAAAUUACCUUUAGGUAUGACCAUACAGCCAUUUUCCGAUUUGGUAACCUUAAACGGCACCGAUAUUCCUACAAUCAGCUCCAUUGAUGGAGAAAAUAAAGUGAAAGCUCCAAUUCGUUGUCAUCGUUGCCGUUCUUAUAUUAAUCCGGGCUAUAAAUUAUCAUACGACUCAACAUUCUCAUGUAACAUUUGUAAGGUUAAAUCAAAGAUGCCGAUGGAUAUACUCCCAGGAUUGAAUAAUGGAGGUAAUGCAACAUCUUUGGAAGGAAGACCUGAAAUGAGUAAUGGUACCGUUGAUUUUUUGGCCCCAUCAGAAUAUAAUGCCAUUCAAGGCAAAGAAUCUUUACCAUUACAUUAUAUUUUCGUCAUUGAUGUGACAUCAAUGGCAAUUGGAAAUGGAAGUGUACUGGCAGUUAUUGAGGCAAUUAGACAGUCCAUUGAAUAUAUCAUUGACAAUCAACCAAAAUGUAAAGUAGCUAUUAUGACAUUUGAUAACAAGUUAAAAUUUUAUAACUUAAGACCAGAGUUGGAUGCUGCACAAGAAUACAUUGUUGCAGAAUUAUCUGAUGUAUUCAUUCCAUUCUAUAACGGUCUGUUCGCUGAUCCUGCUGAGUCCAUAAACGUAAUUACCGAUACCUUAAGAAAGAUUGAAAAUUUUGUUAGAACCGACAUUGGUGGCCCAGUUCCCAACAAUUGUUAUGGUUCUGCUAUUGAAGCUGCCAAACUUGCUUUAUCCGAAAUUACAGGUAACCAAGGUGGUAAGAUUAUUUGUUCCUUAAAUUCGUUACCAACAGUCGGUAAUGGUAAUCUACGUGUUAGAAGGGAUGAUAAUUUGAAGCAAAACCUACAAUGUGACAAUGAUUUCUACAGAAAAUUGUCAGAUGAUCUAUUAAGGUCUUAUAUAUCCGUUGAUCUGUUCGUAACGUCCGAUGCAUUCGUCGACAUGCUAACAGUUGGUACACCGGUCGAAAUGACUGCAGGUACAUUAAAAUAUUAUCCAAAAUUCCAAAAGGAAAUGGAUGAUCAUUUAAUUAUAAAUGAUAUGAUUGAAAAUGUUUCCAAUAUUGUUGGUUAUCAAGCCUUGUUAAAAGUUCGUUGUUCUACGGGGUUGACAGUUGAUCAAUACUAUUUGAAAUCCGUUGAUUACUCCGACCGUGAUCCAAUGUUCCCUAUUUUAACAAAGAAUACAGUUUUGGACGUCUUAUUGAAAUAUACUGAUAAGUUGAAAGCGAAGGAAGAUGCUUAUUUUCAGACUGCAAUUCUAUAUACAGAUAUAAAUGGUGUAAGAAAAGUCCGUUCCAUCAAUUGUACAGGUGCAGUAUCUAAUAACAUGCCUGAAGUAUUCAAAUUCAUGAAUCAAAAUGCGUUAAUGCGUAUUAUGAUAAAGGAUGUUAUCAGAACUCUCGGAAAUUGUGAUUACAUUGGCAUUAGAAAGACAAUUGAACAGAAGGUUGCAGAGAUUUUAACUCAAUACACUGCGCUUGGUCGUAGAAAUCCAAAUUCGUUGGUUCUUCCAGAUGCCAUUAAGACAUUACCUAUGUAUUUAUUAUCGUUUGAAAAAUCUGAUCUUAUGAAACCAAAUGCUCAUAGUACGCGUGGAAAUGAUAGAGUCUAUGAUUUAUUCACAUAUGGGAUGCUUAAUAGUUCAAGAUUAUCUUAUAAAUUAUAUCCACAAUUUAUUCCAUUGCAUGCAUUAUUAGAGGAAAAUGAUUUAACUUUCUACGAUAGCAAUAAUAAAAUGUUACAAAUUGAAUCACAAUCUGUUGAUGAAUUAUCUGUAAGAAAUGGAUUCAAUCAACUUCUUAACGGUGGUUGUUAUUUAAUUUGUAAUGGUGAAAAAGUAUACCUGAUGUUCAACAAAAAUACAAAUAGAAUGUUAUUACAAGAUUUAAUUGGUGCUGAUCCUACUAUUGCUCUCAAUGAUAUUACAUUGUAUGGUGGUAUUCUACCUGAGAUGGACUCUCAAAUUAAUGAAAAAGCUAGAAAUGCCAUUCAAUACUGGUGUGAAGUUUGUAAUAAACAAUCUUUGCCAAUAGUUUUAUUAAGACCAGAAGUUGAUAACUAUUAUCAAGAAGUAAUGGGUAAGAUAUUAUGCGAGGACGAAACUAUUAACAAAAUUCCAUCCUAUGAAAAGUAUUUGAUUCAAUUACACGCUACCAUCCAAGAAAAGGUUAAAAAAGAAGAUUACAUCAAAGUUGCUGGGAAUUCAAAAAGUCAUGAACUAUUUCAUCAACAAUAUGUUCAAUUUUAA